Molecule: messenger RNA, 1707 nt
Organism: Salvia miltiorrhiza (redroot sage)
Lineage: Eukaryota; Viridiplantae; Streptophyta; Magnoliopsida; Lamiales; Lamiaceae
Exons: 5
Coding region: 1-1707 (568 amino acids)
Molecular function (GO): zinc ion binding
Source: RefSeq, a predicted model, not a curated record
AUGACACAAACUUGGCUUGCAAACCACUUCAAAAGCAGAGUAUACAAGGAUACUAAGUUCACUGCAAAGCAGAUGCAAGAAGAUAUCAAGAUCAAUUUCAAGCUUCAUGUUUCCUUGUUCAAGUGCAAGAGAGCAAGAAAAUUGAUCAUGACAGAGCUUAAUGGAAGUGUCAUCAAUGAAUUCAAGAUGUUAGAAGCAUAUAUUCAGAUUUUGAAAGAGAAGAAUCCUGGAUCAAGGUGUGAGUUACAACUGUCUAAAGAAGCCGCGGAAAGGGGUGCAAGAGUUUUUAGGAGAUUGUUUGUCAUGUUGGAUGCAUGCAAACGGAACUGGUUAAUAGGUUGUAGACCUAUUAUUUGCCUAGAUGGAUGCCAUCUGAAGAGCCUUUCCGGGGGUGUAUUAUUGACGGCAGUUGGGAAGGAUGCAAACGACCAAAUCAUGCCAUUAGCAUGGGCUGUUGUGAGCAAGGAAAACAAGGUUAAUUGGACAUGGUUUAUGUCAUUGAUGAAAGCUGAGUUGGAAUUGAAGGAUGGUGAAAGUGUUACCAUUAUUUCAGAUAUGCAAAAGGGUCUUAUAAAUGCUGUGGAGCUCAUACUUUCGCAAGCGGAGCAUAGAUGUUCUUACGAGGAAGAGUUCAAGGAAAACUUGACUAAGCUUGGGGAGAUCAAGAAGAAAGCUGCAGAUGAGCUUAUGAGUUUGUUAGAAGCUAGGAGCAAACCAAUCGUGCGCAUGUUAGAGGAUAUACGAGUCUUGGUGAUGAAUAGGUUUAGGGAUAGAAAGAGGAUGUCGAUGACUUGGAAGGGAGAGUGGUCCCCUGCUGCCAUGAAGGUGUUCAUGGCAGCUAGGGAAGAUUCUACCAUUUGUCAGGUGUUGUGGAAUGGUGAUAAUGGGUAUGAGAUUGGUGAAGGGUUGGAGAAGCAUACUGUGCUACUCGACAGGAUGCAAUGCACUUGCAGGAUAUGGGGGUUAUGUGGCAUUCCUUGCCAACAUGCAAUUGCAGCAAUGUACCAUUCAAAGAUGAAUCCGGAGAGUAAGAUUGCACAUUGGUAUCACAAAGACACAUACGAAAACUCUUAUGCACACACAAUUCAGCCUGUUCCAGGGGUGAAGUUCUACAAGAUAGAGGCCCAUGCUCCUAUUGAGCCUCCCGCAGUUGAGAAAAAAAAUGGAAGGCCUAAGAAAGUCAGGGUGAGGGCUAGCAAUGAAUCAAGGCAGAAGGCUCACAAGCUUUCUAGGAUUGGGCAAGUACAGCUUUGCAGCCAAUGCAAAUCCACCGGGCACAAGAAGAAUCAUUGCCCCAAUGCAUCAACUGAAGGAGGUUCUGUAGCUUCUACUUCCAAGGCUACAAAAAAAGGAAAUGCUGGAUUGGGAGUGCAUGUGAAUCUGGAGACUGGUAAAACAACAAUCAAUCCUGGCAUGCCAUCUGCAAGAGUUGUGUCACUGGGGGAUGUUUCAACUCAAGAGAGCUCGGAUCCAGGUGUUAGAUUUCCAAUUCCAGAUGAAAGGGAGUGCAAGAGAAAAUACAAAGACAUAGGCAAGAACAAGUCUACGAAUCUGCCUUUUAAGCCACCGGGGCUCAGAUGGAAAGGCAAGAACAGUGUCACUACAGCUGCUUUGGUCGAUGAAGGGGUUGCUAAGAGAACAAGGCUGUCAAAGGCUAAAUCAUCACAAAUCUCUGGCAUUUCUAAUGUCUAUGACUUAGAAUCUUAG